Molecule: messenger RNA, 1456 nt
Organism: Bolinopsis microptera
Lineage: Eukaryota; Metazoa; Ctenophora; Tentaculata; Lobata; Bolinopsidae
Product: RNA-binding protein squid-like
Exons: 1
Coding region: 16-1083 (355 amino acids)
Biological process (GO): regulation of gene expression
Cellular component (GO): nucleoplasm; chromatin
Molecular function (GO): RNA binding
Source: RefSeq, a predicted model, not a curated record
ACAACUAUAUGCAGGAUGGCAGAAGAAGUUCAACAGCCUGAAGACAUGGCCACUGAAGAGGCUCCAGCAGCAGCUGAAGAGAUAUUAGAGCCACAAACUGAAGAAUCAGAAGAGCCUCAAACUGAAUUAUUAGAGGAGCCUUCUGAGGAGCCUUCAGAGGAGCCUCAAACUGAGGAAUCAGAAACACCUCAAAUUGAAGAAUCAGAAACACCUCAAACUGAAGAAUCAGAUAAGCCUCAAAUUGAAGAAUCAGAAAAGUGCCAAAAUGGCAAUGAAGAAACCAGUCCCCCUGCUGAUGAUGAAUCAGAAAACAUGAAGAUCAUAGUCCGCCAUCUUAACUAUAAAACCGCUGAGGAUACAGUGAAGGACCAUUUUGCGAAGUAUGGGUCAGUUAAAAGUGUUGAAAUUAAGAAAGACCCUGAUGGGUCUUCUCGUGGCUUUGGAUUUGUUGUGUUUGAAACAAAAGAGGGUGUCGAUAAUGCAGUGAGGGAAGAAAGACAGGAAAUAGACGGUCACGAAACUCUUGUUAGCCUUCCCAUUCCUCUGUCAGACAAACUGAAAACAAAUAUGAUGUUCAUAGGUGGUGUCAGCAAAGAUCUCCCAGAAGAUGAACUCAGAGACUACUUCAAAGAAUUUGGCACUAUCAAAGAGUUGACUUUUACCCAUCACCGGGAUUCUGGCGAGAGAAGAAAUUAUUGCUUCUUGCACUUUGAAGAAGCUGAAGCUGUUGAAAAAGUUAUGAAAGGAACAAAACCACCAUAUCCCGCAUCUCAUACAAUUGGAAAGUUUUCAGUGGACUGCAGGAGGAAGUUCCCUGAAGACCAUCCAGAAACUAAGAAACUGAGAAAAAGGCAGGAAGCUAAAAGAUUUGGGGGUGGUUGGGGUAACAACCAAGGUGGUGGUGGUGGUGGUGGUGGUGGAUAUGGUAACCAAGGUGGGUAUGGUGGAGGUUAUGGUGGUGGGUAUGGAGGUGGUUACGGGGGUGGCUAUGGUGGAGGUUAUGGUGGAUACGGUGGUGGUUACAGCUCAGGUGGCCCAGUGAGGAGUCGAGGACGUGGGCGAGGAGGUUACCGACCUUACUAAGAUUUCUCAGCUAUACAUCUUUUUUGCGCUAUAAUUCUUGCCCACUCUGUGAGAGUGACGGCUCUGGAGUCUGAUGAAGCAGUGAUGAUCAGAACUUCUUUUAUAAGGUGAUGACCAGAUCAAUCCUCCGUUGUGUUGGGUUCCAAGUUAAUUUUACAAUUCUUACAAGCAACGAAGGCAUUUAAGUCAUUGCUGAGGCCAUGAAGUAUUUAUGUUAUUUAUCCACCGAGUUAUGUAUACCAUAUUAAUGAUAAUUGAAUACCAGUCCAAGUUUUCUCUAUGGAGGCAUUUAUUACAUUCGAAGAAACGGAUCUUCUGCAUAACACCCGUACCACAUUUUCAAUGUAUAUUUUAAUUAACAAUUCCAGUUUUA